This is a messenger RNA of Bactrocera oleae (olive fruit fly), 6525 nucleotides long. The record is from RefSeq and is a predicted model, not a curated record. Lineage: Eukaryota; Metazoa; Arthropoda; Insecta; Diptera; Tephritidae.
CUGUUCCCUAAUUUGACAUUCGCAAAUUCAUAAAUGCGAAUACAACCAAUUAAAAGAUAUGCAAAGUGAAAUCAAGCGCGCCCAGCGAAAAAAUAUUUAUCUACAAUAUAUUGUGUGAAAGUCUAAAAAAAUGACAAAAAUAUAACAUAAAUGAUUAUGCAGCGAGCAAUUAGAAUAACGGGUAAUGCGAAGGAAGUGUAAAAUUAACAUAAAUAUCUCGUAUAAAGUGUAAAAAGUACGAAGAAAUUUAGCAAAGACGUGCCACGCAAUCGCGACGGGUGAAGUCAUUGCAAUCAUAUAUAGUGCUACUUAAUCUACAACAAGUAUUCAAUAACUGAACAGCAAUAUAAGAAAAGUUACGAAAAUUCGAUUGAUAAAACUAUCGCUACCAUCAAUAUUCAAUCUGCCAUCUGAUAAGAAAAAUUAAAAAUUAAAUUGCUAGCAAAACCGCGUUUCGACCGAACAGGUGUAUUUUGGGCCGUCAAUGGAUAAUGUUGAAUGUGAUACAUACAACUCAAAACCUGUUUGUAAACGUAGAUGUAUAAAGAGAAAAUUGCAAUAAUAAUUGCAAGUUAAAGACCUUUCUCAGUACUUUCUUAUUUGUGUCUGGUAUUGCAUCUUUCUGGUGUCGUGGCUAAGUAAAAGGGAACAGUGUUGAACUGUUUUGCAAUAAACAAAUUUAUGAUUUCUUGUUUGUUUACCCACUUAAGAGAUAACAUCUGUUAGAUUGUAAAGUUUGUGAUUUAUUAUGAAAUUUGAAAAUUGUUCAGUUUGAAGUUGUAACAUAUUAACUCACAACGUGGAUUCUAAUAGCUCUACACAAAUAAAUAAAAUUUUGUAAUUAGCAAAACAAAAAUUAAAUAUUGUACAAAUCUAAAAAGCCGAUAAGUUGUUGAAAUCAAUUUCUACAUACAUACAUAUGUAUGCAAAAAUAAUUGUGUAUCAUGCCAGCUGAUCAAAUUUGAACCGGAGUGACAGAAAAAACGGACAAAAUAGAAAAAACGAAGUGAGAAAACAAAAGAGCAUCGUCGAGGCUGACAUCAGCAGCCUCCAGCUCAUCAAUGCCACCACUUGUGCGCGCUCCAAAUAAUAGAAAUACAACAGCAAGCUAGCAAUUGUCAUAAAUUGCAAAAGCAAAUAAAAUAUAUAGCAAGGCAAUAAGCGCGACCAUGCUGAGCAUUGCUGAUGCAUAUUUAAAUUACUAACGCGGGCAAUUAAAAGCAGAACAACUGGGUUGCGCGGAAAGCGGCAGCAACCAAUCAACGGCAAAAAGUGAUGAAGCAUUGAGCGACGACACCGGCAGCAGCAGCAGUAAAACGGCAAAUGUUGGCAGUGCGAAUUAGUCAACGAACUAUGGUGAUGUUAAAAAUAUACGCGCACUCUAGAAAUACGGCAAUAAACAGAAAAAGUGAAAUAGCUAAAAGCGUAACAAACGCUCAGAAUUAACAUAACAACUUGUCUGUGGAAAUACCAAAACAACGUAAAGUCAAUUGGAUUAAAAAUUGUAACAUGCUCUCCAAAUAGCCAAACAAAUAAACGACGCGUGUGCCCGAGAACAGACCACACGACGACCAAAAUACCGCUCUCUGCCUUUUAUUAUACAAUAUUUCAAAUUAAAUCAACGCUCUCUGCCUCCAGCUCACUAUUUUUGGUAUUUUUGUAUAAUACGGCGCAUACUUUAUUGUUGCUGUUGUUUUUCUUGCGUUUUCACACACUUUUUGUGCGUUCUGUGCAUGAUCUAACACAUUGCCAUGGUGGCCGAUAGCGAAUUACAGCUACGCGAUUUCGAUGGCGAAACCGAAGACUCUGACUCCGAGACUGAAUUGCUCAUACGCCACAGUGGACGCAGUGGUGCGCGGCAACCAGCUAAACGCGGCAGCAUUGCCACCUCACGCUACUAUCUCCAUGAUUACUCAACUACACAGCCGACGGCGGCAACGUCGUCGUCAUCGUCGUUGUCGGCUACCAACAUAGCGACGGGCUUCUUUAGCAAUUUGUUUGGCAACACAACGAACAGUCUUGGCCGCGCUGCCGGGCAAGUACGUCUCAGAAAUGAACGUAGUCGCGAGCGCGAUAAAUACGCCGCCUCGAGAGCAAGAACGCAACAAUUACAAGAGCAACAACAACAAUACCAGCAACAGCAAGCUAGAACAACGGCACUUAGUUUUGGCGGUUUCAAUACGGGAUUGGGCACGUCUGCGAAACUGGCGAAAUUGGCGCAGACAACGCAAACGUCGUAUCGCGGCGGUGGUGGCGGCGGUGCGACGAGCGGUGUUGACGUGGCGGCACACGGUGUCACCGAGUCUGUAGCGCUAGGCGUACGUAGUAGUAGCCAAAGUGGUGCACAUAAACGUUAUGAUGCGACGGGCGCCACAAGUGCGACGAGUGAAAGUGCCAGCGGGGGUGGCGGUAUGGGUGGUGGCGCGGGUGUUGUGCUACAACAGACAGUAUUGGAUGCUGAGAACGGUUCGACGACCGUCUACUACCAGAAGAAUCGGCGACGCAGUAAACGCAAAUCGUUGGCGAAUCUUUGCAAAAUGUGCCUGUGCGGUUGUUGGCGCAAAUGGUUUUCACCACGCGAACUGCGCGCUCGCACCGUCCACUUAGGACGUGCGACUACCGAAAAAUUCCCACCGAACGAGAUACGUAAUCAAAAAUACAAUGUGAUCACGUUCCUGCCGCUCGUCCUAUUCGAGCAAUUCCGAUUCUUUUUAAAUCUCUAUUUCCUACUCAUGGCAUUGUCACAAUUCAUACCCGACAUACGUAUCGGUUAUCCGUACACCUAUUGGGGACCGCUGAGUUUCGUGCUGAUGGUGACAAUUGGACGUGAGGCAGUCGACGAUUUGCGGCGACAUCAACGUGAUCACGAGGUGAAUUCACAGAAAUACAAGAGGCUAACUGUAAAUGAGACACCAGGCUAUGAAAUGGUGCCCUCAUCGAAACUUAAAGUGGGCGAUAUGAUAAUUGUGGAGAAGAACGAACGCGUGCCGGCUGAUUUAGUGCUGUUGCGCACCAGCGACAAGAGUGGCUCCGUUUUUGUGCGCACCGAUCAAUUGGAUGGUGAAACCGAUUGGAAAUUGCGCUUAGCCGUGCCGCUUACUCAAAAGUUGAACAAGGACUCCGAUUUGUUUAAUAUUGAUGCCAGUGUUUACAUUGAAAAGCCACAAAAUGAUAUACACUCUUUCAUAGGCACAUUCUCGAUGCACGAUGGUGGCGAUGAAACUGGUCUAAAUGUUGAGAACACAUUAUGGGCGAACACAGUGGUUGCUGCAGGCACCGCCACAGGCAUUGUCAUCUAUACAGGCUGUGAAACGCGUAGCGUAAUGAAUAAUUCGCAGCCACGUUCGAAAGUUGGACUGCUCGAUGUGGAGAUUAAUGGUCUAACAAAGGUGCUCUUCUGUGCCGUGCUCGGCUUGUCGCUCGUCAUGAUGAUGCUUAAAGGCUUCAGCGGUCCCUGGUAUCGUUACAUGUUCCGCUUUGUACUACUCUUCUCCUACAUCAUACCCAUCAGCUUGCGUGUCAAUUUGGAUAUGGGCAAAGCCUUCUAUUCGUGGCAAAUGCAAAACGAUCCCGAAAUACAAGGUACUGUAGUACGUUCGACAACCAUACCCGAAGAGCUCGGUCGCAUAUCGUACGUGUUGACGGAUAAAACCGGCACGUUGACCCAAAAUGAGAUGGUUUUCAAGAAAAUACACUUGGGCAUAGUUUCACAUGACAAUGACACAUUUCAUCACAUCGGUCAAAUUAUACAAAAUUUAGCGCCCACAAUACUGUCACAAAGUGCACCGGGCGUCGGUGUUGGCGGCAGCGCUGGCACUGGUAAUAGCGGCGCGGUUGAACAACAACAGCCACCGUUAAUUAUAACAAACAAACCGAUGUAUUCCGGCAAUCGUAUGCGUCAUCCGGAGGGUUGGCGCGAAUGGGAGGCGGUUAAGGCGUUGGCGUUAUGUCACAAUGUUACACCGAUCACUGAUGAGGACGAUAACAAAUCUGUUUCAACGUCAUCGACCUACACAUCAUCGGCAGGCGGCUCCACUUCACCUACAAAAUCUGUGAUAAACGUUGAAACCAGCUCAACGGAGCACCAGUAUCAGGCUUCCUCACCCGAUGAAAUCGCGCUGGUUAAGUGGACGGCCGAAGUUGGGCUAACUUUAAUAGCACGUGACAUUAAUUCGAUGACUUUGCAAAUGAAAACGAGAAAAUCCAAAGUCGAAUCUGCAGAUGGCAUGCUGCAAUUCCAAAUUCUCCAACUGUUUCCCUUCACGAGCGAGAGUAAACGUAUGGGCAUUAUAGUGCGCGAUUCGGGUUCCGGCGAAAUCACUUUCUAUCUCAAAGGCGCCGACGUAGUCAUGACCUCCAUCGUGCAGUACAACGAUUGGCUAAGCGAAGAAUCGGGCAAUAUGGCACGCGAAGGCCUGCGCACCUUGGUUGUCGCCAAGAAGGUGCUCUCCGAAGAGCAAUAUAAUGAUUUUGAGACACGCAUAAGUGCGGCACGCCUCAGCGUAACCGAUCGUGUUGCAAAAGUCGCCGCCGUGAUUGAGUCAUUGGAGCGUGAAAUGGAGUUGCUAUGUUUGACGGGCGUUGAGGACCGUCUGCAGGAUGGCGUGCGACCCACACUCGAAUUGCUGCGCAACGCCGGUGUGCGUGUGUGGAUGUUGACGGGUGAUAAGCUCGAGACCGCCUGUUGUAUUGCCAAGUCAUCACAGCUGAUCGGACGCAAUCAGGGCCUGCAUGUAUUGCGCUCCGUGUCGACGCGUACAGAAGCGCAUGCCGAGUUGAAUAAUUUCAGACGCAAGCAAGGACACGCAUUGGUUAUAUCAGGUGAAUCGCUUGAGGUCUGCUUACAAUACUAUCGGCCGGAGUUUCUCGAACUUGCCACCGCUAGUCCGGCGGUUGUGUGCUGCCGCUGCAGUCCUACGCAAAAGGCGCAAGUGGUGCAACUCAUACAGCAUCACACCGGCAAACGCACGUGCGCUGUCGGCGAUGGCGGCAACGAUGUCAGCAUGAUACAACAAGCCGAUGCUGGUGUGGGCAUCGAGGGACGUGAAGGUAGACAAGCUUCGCUUGCUGGUGAUUUUAGCGUACCACAAUUCUCACACAUUGCCAAAUUGCUGCUGGUGCAUGGACGUCGCUCGUAUAAACGCUCGGCGGCGCUCUCACAAUUCGUCAUACAUCGUGGUUUAAUUAUAACUACACUGCAAGCAGUCUUCUCUGCCGUCUUCUAUCUCAGUUCAGUAGCUUUGUAUCAAGGUUUCCUUAUGGUCGGCUAUUCAACGUUGUACACAAUGUUUCCCGUUUUCUCUUUGGUGCUGGAUCAAGAUAUUACGUCGACUACAGCGGUCACUUAUCCUGAGUUGUACAAGGAUCUAUCCAAGGGGCGUAGUUUAAGCUACAAGACUUUCUUCAUUUGGGUGCUAAUCAGCAUAUACCAGGGCGGUGUGAUUAUGUAUGGCGCUCUCAUAUUAUUCGAGGAUGAAUUCAUACAUAUUGUGGCGAUUAGCUUCUCGGCGCUCAUUGUCACCGAGCUGAUAAUGGUCGCGUUGACAGUGCGCACGUGGCAUCGCCUUAUGGUAUUAGCUGAACUCUUCAGUUUGGCCCUGUACUUGAUAUCCUUGGCUGUGCUGCACGAGUAUUUUGAUUGGGAGUUUAUAUGGUCGUAUGAUUUCCUCUGGAAGGUCUCCAUAAUUACCCUAGUGUCCUGCUUCCCUUUGUAUAUUAUAAAAUUCUUGCGCAAAAAAUGCUCGCCGCCGUCAUAUUUAAAGUUGUCGUAAAUUGCUGGCGCAAAGCGCGAUAUUUAUUAUUAUUCUUAUUUAACACAUACAUACACAAAAUGUACGUUUCCAUAUGUUUCCCAUUUAUUUUUCACGUUUUUUGUUAUUUGCGAAUAAGUAAUUUACGCUUUAAGUUGACACAUGCUAUUAAAAACAUUUCGUUUGCCUUUUAGAUUUUAAAAAAUAUUUUAUAUUCUAGUAUAUAUGUAUAUGAAUAAUAAGCAUUUGAAGAAAGAGUCAAAUAAUAAUUUAAAUAUUUAAGCAAAUAAGCAAAUGUCGGUUAGAAAAAAUAAAUACCUUAUAAAAAAAAUAAAAUGUUUUUUUUUGUUUAACAAGUCGUCGCACUUUAACGUUAUUUUUCUGCUAUAUUAAAAUUUUAUUUUAUAUGUGUAACUGUUGGCAACGCUUUUAGCAGCUAGUUUUGAGCACCAACAAUUUUGAGUUGUUGUUUCACAAGUUCAUAUGUAUUAAUAUUGAUUUGUUUUGUUUAAAAAUAUUUUAUUAUAAUUUUAAAAUAUGAAUACUAUUAUAUAUUUUACACAAAUUAAACAAACGUAUUAUUGUUGCAUUGAUUUUUCGAAUAUUUUUACAAAAAAAAAAUCACAAAUGAAUAUAUGAUAUGAUAAAAAUUUCCUGAUUCGUGUUUUGAAAAAAGAGUGAACUUUCGUCGCUUUAUCGCUCUCACUGCAUGUUUAGAGAAUGCUAAAAAAUAAAAAAUAAAAAUCUAUUGAUGAAUUUGUAUUCUUACAUAAAA